AUGCCCGCGAACAAAUCGAACCUAUCGACGCCCCGUAAAGAGAAGCCCGGCGACAAGCUCUAUUCCCUCGCAACUACGGUCGGCGUUAACACCAGCAAGAAGAAGAGGCGCUCCUCCUCCUUCGUUAAGCAUAAACAUUACGCGCAAUAUCUGCAGCUUCAUUCGGAAUACAGGAGCACGUACACAUGGCACGAGUACACAGGACCGCAUCAGGAGCACACAGUUGUGCGACGCGCACCGCAGCCGCCACCGUCGACGAAGCAACCAAGCGCGAAGCUACAAUCGGCCAAGUCAACAGAGGAUGAGAACAGCGAAGGGCCCACUUUGGAACCACCAUUGCCCAGGCGAAAGAAAUGUCCGGAGCUCGCUUACAGGACGCACGAAUUUAUCACGGCAGCGGAUGGCGGUGGUAUCGAUGCCAUCGACUCGAACGUUGUAGCUGAUAAAGUACGGGAAGUUACAGCAACGUCGGCACUGCCACCAAGUCAGCUUAGCAAGGCGAUAUCUCGUAUCAGUACCGAGUACCGGCUGCAGUUCGCCUGGCCUAGAAGACCGCAGUUGACAAAUGGCGAAACUCAGGCGCCUGUUCCAGCUGCGGGGGUUCCCGCAGGUACCACAGGCCCGCCGAGGAAGUCGCUCAGCAUGGGUGCGCUUAAACAGGGCAUGGUGCCUUCUGGACCUGCGCCAGUACACAAGAAGCGACCCGGCGACUUUGAUCACAAACGCGAUGGGGUCCAAGCAUCGGAACUGGAACCUUUGGUGGGUGGUAUUGGAAUGGACAUGAUCGACGGUGUGGUACCAGAGGGCGAUGAACGCGAAGAGGAUCUAUCGGAUUUGAAAGUAGCUUUCAGGGGUAAAAAGUCAGGUAGAACCGUGCGGAUAUCGGACAAUAAAGUGCCGGAAAAAUCAAAGGCGAGACCAUUUCCCACGGCGGAAGUGAUCGAGCUCCGGCGACUCGCUGACGAGUACAAGCAUCGUGACUGGGGUUGCGGUCUGGCAGCCGAGGAUGAAGCUUCGCUGUGGAAACGGGUCUCCAGUAACCACGCACUCAACGCCCUAUCCCUUGCCAGGUCGGUCACCAAAGAGGAGAAAGAAAAGGAAAACACGAGGAAGGUCGCACCGAUCGCUACUAUGCCACCGGCGGGUCGACCGUCCUCGGUACAAGCUAGACCAAUGCAUGGCAUAAUACAGGACGAGCAUACUAAGGCAGAUACUGAUCGAGCCAUCGCUCGCGCAAGAAAGGAUUUCUUGAUCCGCCACCAUCUUGAUCGUACAACUGGUGUGGGUGACGGUGCACUGCUUCCCUCUCCAACGAGAGAGAAACUGGAGCCCGUGAUACCACGACGACGUGAUGAUGUUAAGGAGCAUCGGGACGAGAUUCAACCGCGAACCAAGUCCAGUCCGAAAAAUAGUCCGAGAACCGGACGCUCGCAGAGCCUCGGACCGACCGUCACCGAUCGCAGAUCGCCUAAACGUCAGCCUCCCCGUGCACCGUCUGUUACCAAGGAUGCUAAGGAAAAAGAGAAAGAGACAAAAGACAAGGAUAAAGAGCACAGGGAGAAGAGUGGCGAGCCCGAAAGACAUCCACGACCGACGGGUGUUUCAGCCGCGGCAGGCCCAGGCCAACGUGUCCGUUGGAGCAUACGGGAACCCGCGACUACGGUUCCCCCGGCGACUGGCCUGUCGACGCCGCCUAUACCGCCAUUACCGCCGCCACCCUCGGGCCCAGGGCCUACUCCGCUCCACAAGAGGCCCCCGCAAGUCCCACAUCGCAAAUCCUUCCUCGCGACCGCCCCUCCCCAUCGCCCUCUUCAUCACGCCAAACCCACAACCACUACCAACACCACCAACAUCACUGUCACUACCGCUAAUAAUAUUAGCGCAAGUACCGCCCCGGUAAAACGUUCCCCGGUAAAGUAUUCGGUUCAUAUGACCGUCCAUCACCCACCUACGUCGGGCGCUGCCGCUGCGGCCAGGCCGGAGCGCGGCGUUAAAGAUUUAAGCCAAAGGUGCCGUGGUGCGAAUGACGAGGCUCAGGCAAAACUGGCCCGCAGGCAUCCAGCAGCUGCGGCUGCAGCCGCCGGCGAUGAUCCAUCAUCCAAAUCAUCCCUCGAUACGCGAUCCGCGUCAAAUCGAGCCGCUACUACCGCCGCCCAAGCUAUGACGGCGGAACCCCAAGUAAACGGGGAUGUCACCGGCGGGGAUUCGAGCGUCGCUUCGACGCCACCGUCGCAAACGACAAAGGCAGUGGGGCCAGCGCCUGUCACCCAAGCAAGUCCCUGGCUAGACGACGAGCCGGUGGUGAAGAGCCCACCGGAGCCAACGAGAGUAAAGUCGCCAGAGCAGAUGAUCAUGCGAUCGCCGGAACCAGUAAAUUGGACCGUACCCCUCGACACCGGCAAGACUUUCACGGUGACGCAAAAUGUCAGGGAAGAACCUCUGACACGUCCGCAUAGUGAGGCGAAAACGUGGGCACCGUCCUCAGUACCAUCGGCGCCGCAAUCAGCACCACCGGAGCUUGCGGCUCAACACAAAUCACAACAUUCCCAGCACUCCGGCUACAAAUCACCCGAGAGCGAAAGCGUUUCGCUUGGUAGUUUUAGCGGCAUAAACGGCCACAAGGACUUGGACUCAGAGAGGGACAGUCCAUUGCCCACGAACGCGCAGGACACACCUACGAAGGAUGAGAAGGAGAUCACUAAUGUUAUCGAGGAGACGAAAGAGCGACAGAGUCCAGAGUCGUCAAUAAAGUCAGUGACAGGUACAAAUCUGAGACGUUUAGAAGACCCGACGUUCGAGAUAGAAAGUAAAAGGGAAGGUAGUAUACCGGUAACGAUCACGACAGCGCCGAUGACAACAACAUCGUCGACGUCGCCCGCAUCACAGAGUUACCGUGUUCUCGAAGCCGAUUCGCCAGCUCAAGGCGGUAGCAGCGCUGCGGGUACAGGAAGUAACACCGGAGGUAGCACUGCGGCUGGUUACCACGUUUUGGAAGCACCAGCAGUGGUACCGGGCUCAGCACAACGUUCGGCAGCGACUGACGUCUUAGAGAAGGCGCGAAAUCGCUUCGACAAGUUCUGGGGAAAAGGCAACAACGGCGCAGAGAAUUAAAAACAGUGUUCUUCAAAACGACGAGAGAAGAAAAAGACGCUUUGACGAAGAAUUACGAACAGUAGGAUAGGACAGGACAGCCCUUCUGGGAAGAAGGUUAUUUGUCCCACUCU
This is a messenger RNA of Cyphomyrmex costatus, 3224 nucleotides long. RefSeq names its product mucin-5AC. Bases 1 to 3111 code for a protein of 1036 amino acids. Gene Ontology annotation, biological process: negative regulation of centriole replication. The transcript has 17 exons. The record is from RefSeq and is a predicted model, not a curated record. Lineage: Eukaryota; Metazoa; Arthropoda; Insecta; Hymenoptera; Formicidae. Gene Ontology annotation, molecular function: microtubule binding.